AUUGAGUUGGACCAUGCCCAUUUCUGAACAGCACAAGAAGGGCCUUCAGGAUCUUCUUGUAAAUGAAGAGAAUAGGCCAGUCUUGAUCCAGUUGGCCAAAGCAACUACCAAAAAUGUUUGCAGGACCGAUAAUCCAGAGGUUGCUAUUUUUAAACUUACAGAAGCCCUUGGACUCCUAAUCACACACCUUCCGGAUAUGUACAUACUGCUGUCAAAGCGCGCGAUAACCAAGGAAAUGCUGUUCAAGUACUUGACGUCCAGAGUGCCAGACCUAGCCACCAAUUUCACCAAGCCGGACCUAGUUACCAAAGUAAUCAACUACUGGGGCCAAGAUUGUACACAGAGAUCAUCCCCGUUUGGUAGCAAAGCUGUUGUCUCCGCUGAUGCAAUAAGGACCGAAGAGGACUAUCCCAUUCACGCAAUUGCUCGGAAGUUUGGCGAAUGGUUCUUUGAACGCUUUAAUGCAAACAGUCUUAGGCUUGUGGACCUCUGGACCGACGCGACCCUGCACCUUACUAUAAUGGCCAGCGACGGGAUCAAUGAGCUUGAAUGCAUGACGGCUGCAGAAGUGUUGGCAGCGUUAACCGGCACCAAGCAGCAGUUCGGCUUCCACUUUAAUCCAAAUUUAACGCACGCCGGCAUCCAGGGUCGCAUGGAUGCGUACGGCCAGGUUGUGGUGCUUUGCUGCGGAACCCUCCACACAGCCGAGAGUAGCGUUGGGGUGUUCGAGUGCGCCUUUGGCCUGCUGCGGGACCCAUAUUCGGAAAACAACUGGAAGCCCAAGAAAGUCAAGUGCUUGUUGAAAAGCAAGCUGCGUCCCCCUGAGCUUCAUAGUCUGUGCUCGAGCGAGACCCUGCAGGAAGCCCUAGCUCUAUCAAUGCCUAGCGACGACCUUGACUUGGAUGCCGUAAAUUGAAGACUGUUAUUGAACUAGCAUUAGUACGUGUACACAGCGAAAUUAAGUAGAAUAGGACUCACCUUAUGUUUACUUUCCGCCAGUC
Drosophila serrata is the source of this 1001-nucleotide messenger RNA. RefSeq lists its product as uncharacterized. Lineage: Eukaryota; Metazoa; Arthropoda; Insecta; Diptera; Drosophilidae. The record is from RefSeq and is a predicted model, not a curated record.